UGCUAACCCCAAUCCUGACCCUCUCUCAUGACCAGCUGCAGAAAGGAAAGAAAAUCCCUUGGCUCCAAAAUGACAUCCGGAGAACCGAAGACAAGCCUCAAGAAUGCCUACCCAUCUGCCCAGAGGCUGCUGCCGAAGGCGGAGGAGAGGGAGGCGGAGGACUACUGUACCCCCGGAGCCUUCGAGCUGGAGCGUCUCUUCUGGAAGGGCAGUCCCCGGUACACCCACGUCAACGAGGUGUGGCCCAAUCUCUACAUUGGGGACGAGUCGACGGCGCUGGACCGCUACCGACUGCAGAAGGCGGGCUUCACGCACGUGCUGAACGCGGCCCAUGGCCGCUGGAACGUGGACACAGGGCCCGACUACUACCGGGACAUGGCCAUCGAGUACCAUGGUGUCGAGGCCGACGACGUGCCCACCUUCGACCUCAGCGUCUUCUUCUACACUGCGGCCUCUUUCAUCGACGCUGCGCUCCGCUUGGAUCACAAUAAGAUCCUGGUUCACUGCGUCAUGGGCCGCAGCCGGUCGGCGACACUAGUCCUGGCCUACCUGAUGAUCCACAGGAACAUGACCCUGGUGGACGCCAUUCAACAGGUGGCCAAGAACCGCUGUGUCCUACCCAACCGGGGCUUUCUGAAGCAGCUCCGGGAACUAGACAAGCAGCUGGUGCAGCAGAGGAGACAGACACAGCUCAGUGACAACGGUGAGGCCGGUGAGAAAGAGCUGUAGGGCCCCGCGUGGGCCCGCAGAGACUCUUGGG
Molecule: messenger RNA, 760 nt
Organism: Pteropus alecto (black flying fox)
Lineage: Eukaryota; Metazoa; Chordata; Mammalia; Chiroptera; Pteropodidae
Gene: DUSP29
Product: dual specificity phosphatase and pro isomerase domain containing 1
Exons: 3
Coding region: 28-729 (233 amino acids)
Biological process (GO): negative regulation of MAPK cascade; protein dephosphorylation
Cellular component (GO): cytoplasm
Molecular function (GO): MAP kinase phosphatase activity; protein tyrosine/serine/threonine phosphatase activity
Source: RefSeq, a predicted model, not a curated record